This is a messenger RNA of Anastrepha obliqua, 1535 nucleotides long. RefSeq lists its product as uncharacterized. Bases 171 to 1535 code for a protein of 454 amino acids. The record is from RefSeq and is a predicted model, not a curated record. The transcript has a single exon. Lineage: Eukaryota; Metazoa; Arthropoda; Insecta; Diptera; Tephritidae.
CGCAAAAGUAAUAGUAGGAAGUAAAAAAACUCUGAAAUGUCCUACAAAUUGAAGUGUUAAGAAGUCUCGGAAAAGCUAAGAUGAAUGAAGUGCUGUUAAACAAAUUGGCGUAAAAAAGUUUUUGAAUAUUUCUACAAAGUUUACUCCGAACUUGAAUAAAGUUUUUCAGGAUGCAGAUGAAGAGUUUCGUAAUUUUGCUGCAUAUAUUGAUGUUGCACGCCUAUGGGAUGAGGCAUAUGAUAAAUAUUCAUAGUUUGAAGGAGCAACCAGGCCGCGAAGUUGAAAAAACCCCAGAGGUGAAUAAAAUCGUGGCAGCGGAAGAAAAGGGUACAACCAUCGAAAGUGAAAAUAUGCAUAACUUACGAGAUUUAAGUGCCAACGCGACAGAGCUAAUCGUUACAAUAGCUUCCAAUACUAACGAAAGAGCGCUACACUUCGCUAAACCAGGAAAGUCGCCAGGUUUAGCGAUCAAGUCUACACGGCCAAGCACACUUUUCGGAACUGAGGCGAAACCGUUUAAUAUACUCAAUCAAUUGAAAUUGGAUGAAAUACGUGAUGCUCAGACAGAGUUGUUGUCCAAUCCAGGACGCAUAAAGGCGCUUAAAAAGAAGAAAAAGAAAAAGAAGAAGAAGCGGAAGAAAAAUAAGAAAAAGCAAAAGCCCAUUGGCGAAGAGGCCACGAUUUUCUAUACUCAACUCACCACAAAGAAACCUCAUUAUUACUAUCACAAAUUGACGACUACAAAAGUGCCAAAGAAAAUCAAGUACAUUGUGCGCAAGAAGAAUGUUUUGAAGAAGAAAAAGAAAGAAUAUCUAAAUCACUUGAAACAUGUGUUCUACCCGUUUAUCAAGUUUGUCGCCUUUUUUACGGUACUCAAUCCAUUCACAUUAAAAGUUUUUAUAUUUGCACUCAUUUCGCCAGUGGUUUUUGGAUUUUUAGGUUUUAUGGCGCUAAGUUUUAUGGUAAAACCGGCACUUCAUCUCAUUUUUGAUGUCAAAAAGCGUGUAGACAUUAUCAAACACAAGAAAUGGCUCGCGAAAAAGCGACGUGAACGUUGGCGUUACGGUCGACGUCCGAUCACUAUACACAAACACUAUUACAAGAAUGUGGUUGUGCCGCGGCCACCAAAACCGAAGCCGCCCAGUUGGCCUGAGUGGGUGCAUGGCGAUCAAAUUGAUUUUAGCACAAAGCUUCAAGCCAAGUCUAUGCCAAAGGAGCUCUAUAGACGUCACCAACAUCGUAAGCACUUUAGACCCGCAAACCAUCAUUUCAAUCCGAUAUUGCCAGAGGUUGAAGAUGAAAUUGAAGAUUGGCCCUAUGGAUCCUCGCGAUUUGAUAACUUCAAUGGCAAAAAACCACUGAGAAACGUAGACCAGCGAUUACCAUCAGCAAUGGGGUAUACGUUUAAGCGCCCGCACCUACCUAUUGUAAAACCUGGGAAUAUUGGACCAUCGCGCUUCCAAAACAAGCAUCCAAAGACUUCAGUGCCUAGUGUAUCAGCUGAGUAUGAGGAUGCCCCAUUUACAUUGUUAUAA